AACGCGUUCUUAGAGAUCAAAGUUUCCUGAACAAUAGGAAAGCCGCGGUACAGACAGACGACAACACAGCUCUCUGGAGCUGUGAUUAGGCAAGAUGACGUGGAGGAGAUCGACCCAUUGCGAUCUGCCGCGUGGGUGCAGGGCCGACGAGUGAAGAAGCGCAGAAUACGAGAGAAUUGCGCAGCAAGGAACCAGAGUCCAGAAGGGCUGACGAACUUACAUACGCUUCCUGGGGUCUGGGGAAGUCUCGCUGGGGGAGGCAGAGUAGGAGGAGGAGAAGGCCGUCGAAGACACGAGUUGUCACUGGCAUCGAAGGAAGAAAUCGGAGGCCGAGCUUGAUUGCGACGAGGAGGCGGGAGAAGACAGAUCUGCCCACAGCUUUUGAGAGAAGAGAGGCGAGGCGGGGCGAGGUGAUAGCGAGAGGAAGAAAGGAGAGAAUAGACGAAAACGAUGGGGAGCUCGAAGCCUGAUGUAGAGCAGGGUCAGCAUCAGAGUUUGCCGUGGACGCAGCAGGAUCAGCGGGCACACCAUCCCGAUCAGCAGCAGGUGCACUAUCCCGCGGUGGAUCAGUCGCCUGCUUAUUACGGGACGUUUCAUGACCAGCCAGGAUUCCCACAGCCAGUUCCUCCCAGCCAGGCACCGCACUAUGCUCAAGGUGACAGCAGUUAUAUGUAUGAUCAGGCGCGAGGGAUCCACGGGAGGAUUGUCGAGGGUAAGCCGCUUCUCAGCGGAGAGCACUUUCACAGUUCCGAUCCUCUUCCGUUUUGCGGACUGGGAUUCGGAUGGUUCUUAUUCAUCUUCGGGUUUUUCUGCGUAAUUCCUUGGUAUAUCGGCACCGCUAUAUUUUUCUGCUUAAAAUCCGAUCCCAGAGAACACACCGGCCUCCUUGCUUGCGCAAUUGCUGCUCUAAUCUGCCUCCUUGCCGGUGGUUCCAAAUUCGGUGAUGUGUGGUGAUGGAAAUCGUUCACUCGGACAACUCAAGAUUAUCAAAUCCGGCGUUUAAGGCAUGUCUUCUCUUCUCUCUCUCUCUAUCGAGGAGAUGCAUCUUGAUGGUGUGAGGGUGUCGGUCGCGGAGCAUCCAAAGGCGUCCCUCCGGUGAUCUUCAUACCAGGACUAAAUGCCAAACCGAUGUAAAAAGAAACAUACAGAAAUGUUGUAUAUGUCAGUCCUAUUGUUGCAGACCGAGCAUAUUUUGUAGUCUUUGCAUUCGCUGAUGACCCUUAAUAGAUCAGCUACCGAUCCUUUGUUGUGUAUCUUUAUACUGUGCCAGUUUAGUUGCUGUUAUGACCUGUGGAGCUACAGAGUUCUUGUCGCAAAAGCACGGGUUGUGUAAAAAUUUAUGAUUUGAUUGUCCCCGUGCAUGGCACCACGAACAGAAGAAACCAGACAAUCGAUAACAGUUGUAUUGGUCCAGAUCAAAGACGAAUUAUUCGGCUUGGACUGUCAAUCCUAGCCAGUCUUAUACUUUUUCAACGCAGUUUAUUUUCUUCUAUAAUUGAGUGCCUUUGCUGUUUUAAGUUUUGUCACUGAUUUUGCUGCUGCUUGACGUGGGGCAUUAAAAGUCAUAAAGUUUAGGAUCGAUUGGAUUUUACACUUAAAGAAAUCAUGAGCUCAAGGAUUGUCUUUACAAGUCUUGCUUUCCUAGCGUAUGCAUCAGCCACAGACUGAAUUUUAUCCGUCUGCAGAUGUUUGUUGCAUUUAGGAAUGGGAUCGCAGAUAGGGCUUGAUCAACAUAUUUCACAAUUAGGGGUUUUACAGUCGUCCCACUAUGUUUCUAUUUCUAGUAGCUAACCUCUUGUCUCUGACAGCAGUUUUAAGAUGGUGUUUUUCUCGUCUAUUUCUGAAAUUUUCUGAGUCGGGCGGGAAUUCUUCUCGGGAACGGACUCAUAAUAUCAUAACAUAUCUCAUAACAGCACAUCUCACUCGGGUGCUUAAUUAAACUCAAGGAUGCAGCACGGACCUUCUUAAACACAGUUGUCUGAUGUGUUCGCGUGGAAGAUAACUAGCGUAGACUGCCAUCAUCCAGGUGGCUUUUCACAAAAUGAACAGGACCUCUCAUCUCGUUUCCAAGUUUGGUACUAGAAGUGUGCCCCAUUCUUUGCAUUGAAGGUCGAUGAAUAGGAAUCUUCGCUCCUGCUGCUUCUGAAGCAUCGUUAUCGAUCUAAAAGCGCAUCAUUUCAAAAGCAGUCCAGAAGAAAUGUUUUCGUGAAUGUGAAAAGUUCAAUCGAGCUCUAUAUUGCAAUAAGGUGGAGUUCACAUGUGCUCCGAUUUUCGCCUGACUGUUUGCUUACUGCGUCGACUGGACGAGUAUAAGUACUGUUCUGGAGUAACUUUUUGGCUCUAAAUACUUGACUAGGUUUAUCUCAGAAAAUGUACGUACUACACUAAAGUUAUCUAAGAGUAUAUGAAAAUGGAGAGAUUUACUGUCAUCACCUUAGAGUUUUGGAAAUAAUAUAAUAUUUUACUAGUAAAUGAAUGACUUUGACAUUCGAUAGAAAUUCUAAUUUGAAUAAUUUGAUCUGUGAGAGAAGAUGACAAAGAUGGUGCGAGGUUUGACAUGAAG
Marchantia polymorpha subsp. ruderalis is the source of this 2563-nucleotide messenger RNA. NCBI's taxonomy places the organism in Eukaryota, Viridiplantae, Streptophyta, Marchantiopsida, Marchantiales, Marchantiaceae. The record is from the annotation of a GenBank genome assembly.